This is a messenger RNA of Cornus florida, 1680 nucleotides long. RefSeq names its product DEAD-box ATP-dependent RNA helicase 10. The record is from RefSeq and is a predicted model, not a curated record. Gene Ontology annotation, molecular function: nucleic acid binding; ATP binding; RNA helicase activity. The transcript is spliced from 14 exons. Lineage: Eukaryota; Viridiplantae; Streptophyta; Magnoliopsida; Cornales; Cornaceae. Bases 174 to 1481 code for a protein of 435 amino acids.
CAAGUCAGAAGUUCAGAGCCCUUGCCGCUACGAAGAGCUGACGAAUUGAUUCCAUCGUUGCCGUUGUUGGAACUUGGGAGCUGCCUUCAGCAUUCAUUCUUCUUCUUGUUCUUCAGUGCUUCGAAAUCCCUUACUCUGUUUGGUUUCUGAGGAAAAAAGAUAUACAGAAAAGGAUGGCAGAAGACACAGAAGUGGGCAAGUCAUUUAAAGAUCUGGGAGUAUGUGAGCAAUUGGUGGAAGCUUGUGAUAGUUUGGGCUGGAAAAACCCAUCCAAGAUACAGGCUGAAUCUAUUCCUCAUGCAUUGGAAGGAAAGGACCUGAUAGGACUUGCACAGACUGGUUCCGGUAAAACUGGAGCUUUUGCACUCCCUAUACUUCAAGCCCUUUUAGAAACCCCACGGGCGUUCUUUGCAUGUGUGCUCUCUCCAACACGAGAACUUGCUAUUCAGAUCGCUGAGCAAUUUGAAGCUUUAGGAUCUGGCAUUGGUGUAAAGUGUGCAGUGCUUGUUGGAGGGAUAGACAUUGUGCAACAGGGCAUUGCCUUAGGAAAACGACCACACAUUGUUGUGGCAACUCCUGGACGCCUUGUGGAUCAUCUGUCCAAUACUAAGGGUUUCUCUCUUCGCAUGCUAAAAUACUUGGUACUAGAUGAGGCGGACAGGUUACUAAAUGAAGAUUUUGAGAAAGCGAUUGAUGAAAUUUUGAAUGUCAUUCCUCGUGAGAGAAGGACAUAUUUAUUUUCUGCUACUAUGACAAAAAAGGUGAAAAAGCUCCAAAGGGCCUGUUUGAGGAAUCCUGUGAAGAUCGAGUCUGCAUCUAAAUAUUCAACUGUUGAUACACUGAAGCAGCAGUAUUGCUUUAUCCCUGCAAAGCACAAGGAUUGCUAUCUUGUAUACAUACUGACCGAGAUGUCUGGAAGUACGUCAAUGGUUUUCACUCGGACAUGCGAUUCAACUCGUCUUUUAGCUCUAAUCCUUCGAAACCUUGGUUUAAGGGCCAUUCCAAUUAGUGGUCAAAUGACCCAGGCCAAAAGACUUGGAGCCUUAAACAAGUUCAAGGCAGGAGAGUGUAAUAUUCUUAUCUGCACCGAUGUUGCCAGUAGAGGACUUGAUAUUCCAUCUGUGGAUAUGGUCAUCAAUUAUGAUAUUCCAUCGAAUUCAAAGGAUUAUAUACAUCGAGUUGGAAGAACUGCUCGGGCAGGACGGUCUGGUGUUGCAAUCUCUUUGGUGAAUCAGUAUGAGUUGGAAUGGUAUGCACAGAUAGAGAAGCUUAUUGGUAAAAAAUUACCUGAUUUUCCAGCUCAAAAAGAAGAAGUUCUGCUACUAUUGGAACGGGUAAUGGAGGCCAAAAGAAUAUCCCUGAUGAAAAUUAAAGAAGCUGGGGGCAAGUAUAAAAGAAAAGGGCGAGGCGACGACGGCGACGAAGAAAUUGACAGAUAUGUGGCAAGGAAUGGGAAGUUCUCUAAGACAAAUAAAAGAUGAUGCAAGAGAAUCCUUUACACACAAUGUUGUUUAAUUUUUUUAAUCGUGCGGUGCUGCAUUCAUUUUUAGAUAUGUUUUUAUGCAGGAAAAGUACUUUCAUAACAUCAUAUGGCGAUUUUGGUUAUGGUAAACAUUUUAUGUAUUCCUGAGUUGAAAAAAAAAAAUAAAUAAAAUAAAAAAAACCACUUGACACUAUUUA